Impatiens glandulifera is the source of this 396-nucleotide messenger RNA. Its product is annotated as secreted RxLR effector protein 161-like. The coding region runs from base 1 to 396 and encodes 131 amino acids. The record is from RefSeq and is a predicted model, not a curated record. The transcript has a single exon. Lineage: Eukaryota; Viridiplantae; Streptophyta; Magnoliopsida; Ericales; Balsaminaceae.
AUGGAGAACUGCAACCAAGUUUCAACUCCAAUGGAACCAGGCACUAAACUCUCAAAGUUUGAUAGAGGAGAACGGGCUGAUGCUGGGAGAUAUCGAAGCUUAGUCGGAAGUCUAAGGUAUCUUACAAGCACGAGACCCGACCUAAUGUUGAGUGUUGGGAUAACAAGCAGAUUCAUGGAGGAUCCAAGCUAUACAGAUUGGAAGGCCUUGAAGAGAAUUCUGAGAUAUGUUCGAGGAACUCUUUCACUUGGUAUUUUCUAUUCAAAAUCAGAUAACUACCGAUUAGUGGGUUACUCUGAUAGUGAUUGGUGUGGUGAUGUUAAUGACCGGAAAAGUACUUCGGGUUAUGUAUUCCUACUCGGAAAUUCAGCUUUUACUUGGUUGUCAAAGAAGUAG